CUUUUAGAUAUUCGGAUACCCUAAAAUUCUCGUAAUAUUGCCACCGUUAGCGGGUUCCGAUUAGAGGCCGAUUCGUUAGACAAUAAUGUUUCAUGACUUUCAUCGUUUCAUGUGGUCGCCGUUUGUGAAAUUGUGAGACAAUGAGAAAGAAUUGAAAGACAACAGUAAUGUCUUUUCGUAGAAUCGAAGUCUGUAAUUAGUAUAAAUUUUCCCGCAUUUUAAGCUUUAACCCCGCAGCCAGAGGGCAGAGGCGUCCGUGGCGUAAAACACACUCCUUCCAAUACACCGGUGACCAGUGACCAGCUUCGCGAAACUACUAACAGUAACAAACCUCGGGCACGAACAGCAUCGAUCCAACGAUAAUUUAGACGGAUGAUCUGCUAAAGCUUGUAGGAAUCUACUCUAGUUGUCAUUGCGAGGGAGAUUUAGGGCACACGGCUCUUCAGAAGUUCAAAUUUUAGUUUUACAGAGGUGAUACGGGCGUUUUUCAGAUUGGUGUAUUGAAACUAGGGCAUAGAUCGCCGAUUUCGGUCGACUUCUAUAGUUCUAGAGGCAAAUUUGGCUUUAUUUCUGAACGGGAGAAGCCUAUCUGAACGGAAGUAGAAAAUGUCUGUGCAAGAAUACUUGGACAAGCACAUGCUGUCUAGGAAAAUCGAGGACGCCGUCAAUGCUGCUGUCAGGGCCAAGGCUCCCGAUCCAGUAUUGUUUAUCUCGAAUCAUAUGAAGAAAUCCGUUUCUUCUGUGGUUACGAAGAUUAAAGCUAGACAGAUUCUCGAUAGUAGAGGGAUUCCUACUGUUGAAGUCGAUUUAUACACAAACAAAGGGAUGUUUCGAGCUGCAGCUCCUAGCGGGAGUUCUACUGGAACAUAUGAAGCUGUUGAAUUACGUGAUGGAGACAAGGGAAAAUAUCAUGGAAAAAGUGUUUCUAGAGCAGUUAAGAACAUCAAUGAGAAGAUAUCUGAAGCCUUGAUUGGAAUGGAUCCAACACUUCAGACCCAAAUUGAUCAGGCUAUGAUAGACUUGGACAAAACUGAAAAUAAGGCUGAACUUGGAAGUAAUGCCAUAUUAGCUGUUUCAAUUGCUGCUUGCAAAGCUGGUGCUGCUGAAAAGGAGACCCCCCUUUACAAACAUAUUGCUGAUCUUUCUGGUAAAACAGGCCUGGUUCUUCCUGUCCCUGCCUUCACUGUUAUUAGUGGUGGAAAGCAUGCUGGGAAUAAUCUGGCUGCCCAAGAAAUAAUGAUUCUUCCUGUUGGGGCAAACACAUUUAAGGAGGCAAUGCAAAUGGGCUCUGAGACAUAUCACCACCUAAAGGCCAUUAUUACUGAAAAAUAUGGCAUAUCUGGAUGCAAUGUUGGUGAAGAUGGUGGAUUUGCUCCCAAUAUCUCCAGUUUCAGAGAAGGUUUGGAUCUUGUUAAGGAAGCAAUUGACCGAACAGGAUACAAUGAUAAGAUCAAGAUAGCAAUGGAUGUUGCUGCAACUAAUUUCUGCUUAGGGACAAAAUAUGAUUUGGACUUCAAAUCCCCAGACAAGUCAGGGCAGAAUUUUAAGACAGGGGAGGAUAUGAUUGAGAUGUACACACAACUCUGUAAAGAUUAUCCAAUUGUAUCAAUUGAGCAGCCAUUUGACAAGGAGGAUUGGGAGCACACCAAGAAAUUUUCCAGACUUGGGAUUUGCCAGGUUGUGGGAGAUGACUUGCUGAUGUCAAAUCCAAAGCGUAUUGAGAGAGCAAUUAACGAAUCCACCUGCAAUGCCCUUCUUCUCAAGGUGGAUCAGAUUGGAACUGUGACUGAAGUCAUCGAAGCUGUGAAGCUGGCAAAGGAUGCCAACUGGGGAGUCGUUACAUCCCAUAGAUGUGGAGAAACUGAAGAUUCAUUCAUAGCUGAUUUAGCCGUUGGCCUGGCCACUGGUCAGAUCAAGGCAGGUGCACCUUGCCGGGGAGAGCGACUUGUGAAGUACAACCAGUUGCUUCGAAUUGAAGAAGAGCUUGGAGAGCUAGCAGUUUAUGCCGGUCCCGACUGGAGGUUGCCAUGAUCUUUCUUCCAAAGUUUUUUGCAGUUCAUCUGAGAGAGACUUCAAGCAACUUAGUGCGACAGCAUACUCAGCACAAACUUUCAGUAUUUCUGGUGUUAAACGGUAAUCAUGUUUCCUAUGUAACAGAGGGUGGUUGCAAGGGGGAUUGAAAUGUUCUUUUUUUUUCUCUCACUUAUUCCGAUGGUUGGGGUGAGUUUUUCCUUUUGUGGAAAGAUGAAAGUUUUUAUCUUGUUUAAAGACAUCCAAUGUGCGGACUGCUUUCCCCAUUUCGUGGUUAAAAGUCAUUUUAUGGUAUCAAUUGGGAUGUUUGCAGCUCAUAUGGCUGCUUGCAGGGGACAUUUUGAGAAUGGGGAGUCUUUUGGCACCCCUCCUAAAUGGAUGGCCAAUUGUCUUAAACAAAGAUAGUGAUAGUCGUAGGUGUGAGAUGAACUCUGGUAGUUAGUGGUUUACUAGUUGGCUUUUCUGUUUUCUGUUUGUUUUUUUGUUUAUCUUUGUUAUGUUGGACUGGACA
Messenger RNA from Nelumbo nucifera (sacred lotus), 2542 nucleotides. RefSeq names its product cytosolic enolase (gene ENOC). The record is from RefSeq and is a predicted model, not a curated record. Gene Ontology annotation, biological process: glycolytic process. Gene Ontology annotation, molecular function: phosphopyruvate hydratase activity; magnesium ion binding. NCBI's taxonomy places the organism in Eukaryota, Viridiplantae, Streptophyta, Magnoliopsida, Proteales, Nelumbonaceae. Gene Ontology annotation, cellular component: phosphopyruvate hydratase complex.